GGUGUGUAUGCGCAUGCUCAGUGGCGGUGUUGCGCUGUGAGACAGAGAGAGCGGAUCUGGGCUGGUUUGUUUACAGCAGGCUGGAGUUUAGAGAGAGAGACAGGCUGAGGGUAGAGAGACACCGCGCUGAAGCUCCGCUGUACCUGUCUCUCUCUCCGGGUAUGGGGGCUGCUGGGGGUCAGUGUGGGCUGUGGGCGCUGCUGGCGGCCGCGGCGCUGAGCCUGUGGCCGGGUGGAGGAGCUCUGUGGGCGGAGCAGGUGGCGGUGGUGGAGGUGCUGGUGGAGCAGGACUCUGGAGGGGUCCUGCAGGGCCAGCUGCUGCAGGACAGCCUGAACAUCCAGGACCAGAGACCCCCAGGCCUUCAGGGAGAUCUCAGACUGAUCCGUGUGGAUGAUGAAGAGAAUGAGGCGAUCAGUCGAGAGGAUGACGAUGAUGAUGUUGGUGAUGGUGAUGAAGGUGCUGCUGAAGAACAGAAGAACCCGUGGAUUGGGGUGGUACCUGUUGAGAUGGAUGAAGGUGGCGCUAAUUCUAACGGCAACCAGGAAUCCUUUGCUUCUGCUGUGGUCAACAAGAUGAAGAGAGCUCUGGUUUUGGGGGCGUCUGCACUCAUAAUCCUCGUCCUCAACCAGAACACAGUACGAGAGAUGGAUCUCUCACAGGUUCUUUCCAAGCCAAUCAUCAUCAUUCAGACGUCAGAAAACGUCACCAAACUCAUCGGUGCUCUACUCAGAGGUCUUCGCGCAACUGCAAAAAUCACAUACAAAACAUUCCUACAGAAUAACCUGGGGGCCACUCUGACCCUGUGGUCGAGCUGUGGGCGCUCCAGAGGGGGGCUGUACGGGGAGUGGCAGGGGGUGAUCUGCACUGGAGAGAUUAACUCACCUGUACAGAAGUAUCUGCAGCAGCUGUGGAACACGGUGGUGCUGGUGGCUCUGAUUCUGUCCACUGGGGUCAUAGUUCACGCCCGCUGGCAGUACCAGGACAACCAGUUCAACGAUGACCUGCAGCUGCAUCCGAAGCCGGAUCUGCUGAAGCUGCUCUCCUCAUUAAAGACCCGAAAGUACCGUCAGCCCAAAGCCUGGAGCGACCCCACACACGGCCAGCCGGAGACGGAGAGCUGCGCGGUGUGCCUGGAGCAAUACCUCAACAACCAGUGUUUGCGGGUGUUGCCGUGUCUUCAUGAGUUCCACAGAGACUGUGUGGAUCCGUGGCUUCUGCUGCAGCAAACCUGCCCUCUCUGCAAACGCAGUGUACUCGGUAAUUUCUGUUGAGGAGGAGCGGGCUCCCUCUGACGGGUCGGUACCGGGACCGGAUUCUCUCCAGACAGUGCCCCCUGUCUCUCCUGUCUCUCCGGACCCUGUACUGCACUGUACUGUACUGUAAAUCCGGGGCGUCUCCGGGAGAAUGACCCUUGACCUCUCCAGAGACUCCUAACCUCCAUGUCUGACCUCUACAUGACCCUGAGGUUCCAGCUUCCUUAAAGUAAUUAAUGUGCUACAGAUCUCUGGACUGGACUACAGCCUCUACUGUGUGUUUUAAAGACUGGCAACAGCAGGGGGCGCUACACUGCUUUACUGCAUUACUGAUUUACUGCUUUACUACCUUAAUGCUUCUUUCUUUCCCGCCAAAAAUAUUCACUUCAGUGUUUUUUUUUGAGGUUUAGGCAUAUUGUAGCUAAACACUCGCCACACUGGGGUUUAGCUAGUCAUUGAAGCUAAUGCUAAUUAUUACGCUAAUUUUUUAAAAAUAGUUUGUUCAGCUUUAAUUUUUAUCCACCUUAUUCAGCAUUAUAAGGAGGAGCUGCGUCUGUGGUUGAAGAGCCACAUUUACAACAACAUCCACCCAAACCUUCAUACCUGGAGCCGCACAAUAUAUUCUUUUAGUAUUUAUAUUGCAAUGUACAUACGUGCAAUAGUGACAGUGCAGAACUUUUUUUUGUUGAUUAAAGGAGAACUCCUGGGUAAAAUGGACUUUGGCUGUAAACAAGCUUUAGACUGGAUGAUAUGGGGCAUAUUUUUUACCCCUGCAGAUAAAUCGCUUUUUACACCAUUAUCCAUGUUCAAAGUAGCUCCACACUUUAUUGCUAAAAUCGGCCGGAGAGCUGUGACAUGUAAAAAGAGGCAUUAAUAACCUAAAAACUGUACAAGAAGUUUAUAAAAAAAAAAUCCUGGAUAAUGAUGUAAAAAGCGAUUUAUGUGCAGGCACAAAAAAUAUGCCCCAUAUUAUCAAGUCUAAAGCUUGUUUGCACAAACUGAAUAAAAUUACUGGAUUUCAGAAAGCUGUAGGAGAGCAGAGGUGAGCUAUGCAACAAAGGUUAGUACUCUUUAUCAUGUUUUACUACACCAAAAGUGAAAAAAAAAAUUACACCGGAGUUCACCUUUAAUACAGAGAAUAAAAAAUAAAACACGGUUCUCAUUUUAAAUGACAAUACCUACCAAAUUAUUUAUGAUUAUCUACCUAAUACCAUUUAUUAUACUCUAAUCACUGAAUGCAACAUUCUUUUAUUCUUUUUAUAUUUUUAUAUCGCUAUAUACUAUGCUUGAGCCGUUUAAGGGUUCUGUCACUUUAAUAAUGCAAAUAAGCUAUUGCAGGCCACGCCCCAUGUUUACAUUGAAUUUUAACCACAUGUUACCGUUAGCUUGUGCUUGUUCUAGAUCUAGUUCAUGCUUAACUGUGAUAAAAGCACAAAACUCAUUAUUUGAAAAUGUUUAUCUUGCAUCUCUCUGAUCUGCUCACUCUCCACAGACAGUGGGUAUAGAUCCCUCCCUCAGACAAAGUCUGCUGGCUGAUCGUGCUGUGCACUGUCUUAAGUGUCUGAAGUUGGGUGUAUUUUUAAAUGUAGUUUUAAAUUUAGUGGGUUCAACCACAGAUGUAGCUUCCACCCAAAUGAACUUUUGAAAGUGGGCUUGGCAGAAUAAGGUGGAUAAAGCAGAAUUUUUACAGUUAUGCAGUUACAAUCUACCUAAUGUGAAUGUGCAAGCCUGUACAAUAAUGAUAUGGCCCUGGCAAAACCACGCCCCCUGCCAUGCCCCGCCCCUAAAUCAUCUCUGCUUCCAAAAGACUUUACCUUAUUAACACACACACAUUGAGCUCAGGGUGUGUGUGUGUGUCGAGUGUGUGUGUUAGCACCCGUCAGUGCUAACCCUUUAUUUAUUAUAAUAUUAGUUAUCAUAUUCUGAUUUUCUUAAGCAUGGCUAAAGCAUUGUUUAGCCUGGUAUGAAUAUACAAUAUAUGGGCAUGUCAAAUAAUGUUUUACUUUAAAAGUAGUAAAGUUUUAGUACUUCAGUACUGCUCAGUUUUUACCGCAGCCCCCAAUUCUGGAUGUUUACCUACUGCAGCAAGUUCUUUACUAUUUAAUGUAAUUAUAUAUUUUUAAAAAUGAAAUCUGACAUCAAAAUAAAACGUAACAUUUUAGCACGCAACAUUUCAGUUCUCACUACGGAAGCAGUGCCAUUUAACCUUAUUUUUAAACUGUAUUUUUAUAUAAAAGUUAGAUUUUCACAUGUAACAAUUCGAUUUUGCUAGUAAAUAGUCUGUUAUACUGUAUAAUCAUGUCUAUAUUUACUUGUUUUCUUUAAAAAAAAAAUAAUUCACAUCUCUGUUUCACAGUAGUAAAAAUAAAAAAGUAAAAAUCUUCCAAAUUUAUAAAUUUUAAUUAGUAAGAACUGAAAUUUUUGCAAAUAUCCAUAGGAUUUUAAUUUUAACAGCUAGAAUCUUAACACUUGACAACAUUUUACAUCAAAAUAACAAUAAUUUCUUAAUUUUUAUUUUAACUUUAAAUAUAAAAUGAAAUAUUUUCAGAUUGCAAAAUUCAUUAUUACUAUACUUUUAUUGGAAAGAAAAAGCAAAAGUAUUAUAUUUCUUUAAAAGAUUGGAUUGACUUUAAAUGUAAAAUGUUGUAAUGCACUUUUACAUUAAUUCCAACAUAUUAAACUCAUUUUAACACAUUUAAUGAACGUGUUUUACUAGUAGAAUUCACACUAUUAAAAAAAAAAGAAUAAAAACAUUAAUUUUACCUUGGAAGUUAUUUUACUCCAUAUUCAGCUUUUAUUAUAUUGAAAUUUUAUACAAUUAUUUGACAAUAAAUUUUAACAUGAAAUACUUUUUUAAGACAAGUAAAACAUUAUUUUAAGAUAUAAAAUAGUUUUUUUUUAUGUUUGCAUUUAAUUCAGAUUCUUUCAACCCAAUUACAUUCAAUUCAUUAAAUUAAUGAAAAUGUGUUUUGAAAUAACUCGAAUGCUUCCCAGUAAGAACUAAAAUCUUGUAAAUCGCUACUGAAUUUUUACUUUAAAUCUAUUUAAAGUUUAUUUAAAGCAAAUGCUUUAAAUUAACUUGCUGCAUCCUGAACCACCACUGUUACUGCAGCUCCCCAUCCUGCAGGAGAAUACAGUACUGUCUUUAAUAUGGGUUUAAUGUGAGGAAAAACAUAUCACACACACACACACACACACACACACACACACAAACGGAGACGGUGAAAAGUCUUAAAAACAGUAUUUAUUGUUUCUAAUAUGAAUUAUAAUCUUGUAAGAUCUUAAAACUCAGAUCCUGUUCUUGUUUUACUGUGUUUGUUUUUUAUUUGUCUGUUGUGUGUAUGGGGAAAGGGGCGGAGCUUAGCCAUAGACAUAGCUGUAACAAACACACACACACACUGCAGUUGGCACUCUGAACUCUUCAGCUGGUAAAAGCAGAAAGACCUGCAGAAGCUCCAGAUGAUCAGAAGACUCUGAUCUAACAUCAGAUCCUGCAAAGUGAUUGGCUGAGAGGCGUUCUAUGAGUGCCGUUAUCAGCCGGUAAUGCACUGUAACCGAAACUCUCCGUGUAUUACUCUUACUCCGCCACAUACAGGUAACCUAGCAACGAUGCAGCGCUUACAAGCCAAACAGCGCAGCUACAAACAGAGCAGCAAUGGAACUAUUUUAACUGGCAGAGUUUUUAUAACCAAUCAGAUCCUAUUUUCUCCUCCUCAUUAAUUCUUUAAAAUCUUUCAAUAAACAGCGAUAAUGGAACUGUGGUAUAAUCACAAUAAUACACUCGAGGUUCAUGUUAUAACAUGUAAUAUUGGCACUGCUGUGCUGAUCUACUCUAUAAUCUUUACAGCAGUGCCAAUUUUACAGGUUAUAGCACAAACCUUGAGUGUAUUAUUGCGUAAUUAAUCCAGUUAAAGAGUUGAAAUCACAAAGUUAAUUUUUUAAAUAUAAUUUUAUCCCCAUUUUACACUGCCAAUCCGAUACAUGUGAAGUCAGACUCCGCCUCUUUUUGAACUGCUGCUGAUGCAGCAUUGCCGAGUAGCAUCACAGCGCUAACGCUCGGAGGAAAGCAGCGCAGCGACUCGGUUCUAAUACAUCAGCUCACAGACGCAGCCUUGUGCUGAUCCACAUCACCCUAGGAGUGAUAAGGGGAAGGAGCACCAUCUACUGUAACCACCCAGAGAGAGCAAGGCCAAAUGUGCUCUCUCAGGGCUCUGGCAGCUGAUGGCAAACUACAUAAACAGGAUUCGAACCAUCGUUCAUUCGAAUCACCAGAAAAUGUCCAUUUAUAUAAUAAACAAUGCAUUAUAAAAUAUUGAAAAUA
Messenger RNA from Astyanax mexicanus (Mexican tetra), 5574 nucleotides. It is a transcript of the gene rnf215, whose product is annotated as ring finger protein 215. The record is from RefSeq and is a predicted model, not a curated record. Gene Ontology annotation, molecular function: ubiquitin protein ligase activity. The transcript is spliced from 10 exons. Gene Ontology annotation, biological process: ubiquitin-dependent protein catabolic process. NCBI's taxonomy places the organism in Eukaryota, Metazoa, Chordata, Actinopteri, Characiformes, Acestrorhamphidae. Bases 162 to 1271 code for a protein of 369 amino acids.